Molecule: messenger RNA, 1920 nt
Organism: Polistes canadensis
Lineage: Eukaryota; Metazoa; Arthropoda; Insecta; Hymenoptera; Vespidae
Exons: 2
Coding region: 415-1890 (491 amino acids)
Source: RefSeq, a predicted model, not a curated record
AUAUUAUUACGUUGCAAUAAGAUAUCAACUCAUAACAGGAUAGAUGUUGCUACAGUGUAAUGUGAUAGUGUGACUUGCACUUAGUGCGUUAUUAGUUUAGAUUGUGAAUAUUUAUGCAAAUGCAUAUUUUUUUUAUAUAUAACAUAUAAAUUUUCCAUAUUUUAUAUAAAAAAAAUGUAAUUGUUGAACAUGUUACAUAUAUAUGUUUUGUGUAUUAUACAUAUUUUUUUAAAGUUACCAGUUCUAUUUGCAAAAUUCGAUUUAACUCGUAUUACGAUUUAUGAAUUAUAAUUCAUGAUACUUUCAUAUAACUGUCGUCACAUGAUCUGUUUAUAUAAUAAUUGUAAUUCGGGUUUAUCUUUUAAUUCUUUUUCGAAAUACUAAUAAUUGAUAGCAUUAAUUCAUUCAUUCACAAUGCCUAAAGAAAAGAGAGUUAAGCGAAUUGCAUUAAACAAAUGGAUGAAUGAAAUAAACGAUAAACAUUUUAUUAUCGAAGGUGAUAUCGUUAAUUGUCAAGCGUGCAAUAAGCAGAUUAAUUGUCAUAAAAAAUCACAGUUAACGCAGCAUACAAAUACUACUAUACAUAAACAAAAUACGGGAUUGAAAAAUAAUUCGGCAACAAAUGGAAAUGAUCGAGUUACGAAUAUAAAUCAAUUUUAUAACGAUAUGUAUGAAGCUAUGGUGGCCGCAAAAAUCCCAUGGCGAUGUUUAAGUAACCUAACUUGGAGAAAUUUUUUGGAAAAAUAUACCGACCGAAAUGUACCAAACGAGAUCACUUUAGUAAAAAACAAUUAUUUGCAAAAUCUUUAUCUAUCAUGCAUUCGAAACAUUCGAAAAGAUAUCGAUGAAUAUAAUAUUUGGAUUUCCAUAAAUGAAACUACAGACAGCGAUGGUCGUUUUAUUAUUAAUUUGGUUGUUGGAAAAAUGUGCGAAAAAGAAUCAUCGGAGCCACACUUGCUUGCUUGUAAAAAAUUGGAAAAAACAAAUCAUGUUACUAUUGCUAAAUUUGUUGAUUCGUCGAUACGAAUGUUAUGGUCAAACGGUGAAAAUAAUUAUAAUGAAAGAGUUUUGUUUUUAAUUACGAAUGCAAAUUCGUACAUGUUAAAGGCUGGAAAAAAAUUAAAAAUAUAUUAUCCAAAAAUGUUACAUCUAACGUGUCUGUUAAAUGGUAUAAAUAAAUCGUUAGAGGAAGUACGAUUUCAUUAUUUCCAUGUAAGCACAUUAAUAUCUGCAAUUAAACAAGUAUUUUUACAAUCACCCCAUCGUAUAGCAAUUUAUAAAGAUAAAUUACCAAACGUUCCACUUCCACCGCAACCGGUCAUUACAAGAUGGGUAACUUGGUUAGAGGCAGCAUUAUUUUAUGCAAAAUAUUUAAAUACUAUAAGAGAGGUAAUUAUGUCAUUUCAUGAAAAAGAUAUAUCGAUUAGAAUUGCAAAGGAAAUACUCGAGAAGGAAAAUUUAAAUAAAGAUUUAAUAAAUAUCGAAAUACUUUAUGAACAUUUUCUUUUUAAUAUUCAAAAAUUAGAAAAUCAAAAGAUGACUUUGACCGAAUCUAUGGGAAUAAUUAAACAAAUUGCAAAAGAUAUUGAUAAUAUACCCGGUUUGUUUGGAAGAAGAAUAAAAGGGAACUUUAUUAAUGUAUUACAAAGUAAUCCUGGAUAUUAUUCAUUAUCGAAAAUUGAACAAAUUUUAAAUGAUACAUCUAAUGAAGGACCUAAGGAUACUUUAGUACAAUAUUGGAAUAAAUUUAAAUAUGUACCAAUCACGUCUUGUGACGUAACUAGAUUAUUUCCGGCUUAUAAAUUAAUAUUUUCGGACAAACGAUACAAUUAUCCAAUGGAAACUUUCGAAAAAAUGAUUAUUAUAUAUUGCAAUGCAAAUUAUGAUUAAUAAAAAACGAUAAUAAAAUUAAUAAUAUUU